Microthlaspi erraticum is the source of this 1998-nucleotide messenger RNA. NCBI's taxonomy places the organism in Eukaryota, Viridiplantae, Streptophyta, Magnoliopsida, Brassicales, Brassicaceae. The record is from the annotation of a GenBank genome assembly.
AUGGCGCUGAAGCGAGGGCUAUCGGGAGUUCAGCGGAUUAGAGGAGGUGGUGGUGGAUCGCGAUCCGUCCUCGUGCUUCUCGUCUUUUUCUGUGUUUUCGCACCUCUGGUCUUCUUUGUUGGUCGAGGAGUAUACAUUGAUUCUUCAAAAGAUUAUUCAAAUGCUUCUGUGAAGCAGAAUCUUGACUGGAGAGAACGUUUAGCAAUGCAAUCUGUGAGAUCUCUUUUCUCUAAAGAGGUACUAGAUGUUAUCACCACUAGCACAGCUGAUUUGGGUCCUUUUAGCCUCGAUUCUUUCAAGAAAAACAACUUGUCAGCAUCAUGGCGGGGAGACUCUGAGGAUCAAACAACUCUAGAUGUCAAAUCUAAUAUCACGAAUGCAAAACGUGAUAGUACUUCAGAAGAUGAUAGCCAUCAGAAAGUUGAGACACCUGCAAAGUUUUACAGAAGGCAACUAAGAGAGAAAAGGCGUGAGAUGCGAGCAACCGAGUUGGUCCAACACAAUGAUGACACGAUUUUGAAACUCGAGAAUGCGGCCAUCGAACGGUCCAAGUCUGUUGAUUCUGCGGUCCUUGGAAAAUACAGUAUUUGGAGAAGAGAAAAUGAGAACGACAACUCCGAUUCAAAUGUACGCUUGAUGCGGGAUCAAGUAAUCAUGGCUAGAGUCUAUAGUGGUAUUGCUAAACUGAAAAACAAGAAUGACUUGUUGCAAGAACUCCAGGCCCGAAUAAAGGACAGCCAACGUGUUUUGGGUGAAUCAACAUCUGAUUCAGAUCUUCCUCGGAGUGCACAUGAUAAACUCAGAGCCAUGGGUCAAGUCUUGGGUAAAGCUAAGACUGAGUUAUACGACUGCAAGUUGGUUACCGGAAAGCUGAGAGCAAUGCUUCAAACCGCUGACGAACAAGUCAGGAGCUUAAAGAAGCAGAGUACUUUUCUGGCUCAGCUAGCAGCAAAAACAAUUCCAAAUGCUAUCCAUUGCCUAUCGAUGCGCUUGACCAUCGACUACUAUCUUCUAUCUCCGGAGAAAAGAAAGUUCCCUCGCAGUGAAAACCUAGAAAACCCAAAUCUUUAUCAUUAUGCCCUCUUCUCUGACAAUGUAUUAGCUGCAUCAGUGGUUGUUAACUCAACCAUCAUGAAUGCCAAGGAUCCUUCGAAGCAUGUUUUUCACCUUGUGACGGAUAAACUCAAUUUCGGAGCAAUGAACAUGUGGUUCCUCCUAAACCCACCUGGAAAGGCAACCAUACAUGUGGAAAACGUGGAUGAGUUCAAGUGGCUCAAUUCAUCUUACUGCCCUGUUCUUCGCCAGCUCGAAUCUGCAACGAUGAGAGAGUACUAUUUCAAAGCAGAUCAUCCAACUUCAGGCUCCUCGAAUCUCAAAUACAGAAACCCGAAGUAUCUCUCCAUGUUGAACCACUUGAGAUUUUACCUCCCUGACCUUUAUCCCAAGCUGAACAAAAUUCUGUUCUUGGACGACGACAUCAUUGUUCAGAAAGACAUGACUCCACUCUGGGAAGUCAACCUGAACGGCAAAGUCAACGGCGCAGUCGAAACCUGUGGGGCGAGUUUCCACAGAUUCGACAAGUAUCUCAACUUCUCGAAUCCUCACAUCGCCAGGAACUUCAAUCCAAACGCUUGUGGAUGGGCUUAUGGGAUGAACAUGUUCGACUUAAAGGAAUGGAAGAAGAGAGACAUCACUGGUAUCUACCACAAGUGGCAAAACAUGAACGAGAACAGAACGCUAUGGAAGCUAGGGACGCUACCACCAGGACUGAUAACAUUUUACGGACUAACACACCCUUUGAACAAGGCGUGGCACGUGCUGGGACUCGGUUAUAACCCGAGUGUUGAUAAGAAAGACAUUGAGAAUGCAGCGGUUGUUCACUAUAAUGGGAACAUGAAACCAUGGUUGGAGCUAGCUAUGUCCAAGUAUCGACCGUAUUGGACCAAGUACAUCAAGUUUGAUCACCCUUAUCUUCGUCGAUGCAACCUUCAUGAAUAA